This is a messenger RNA of Tarenaya hassleriana, 910 nucleotides long. Its product is annotated as 60S ribosomal protein L8-3. Gene Ontology annotation, molecular function: RNA binding; structural constituent of ribosome. Gene Ontology annotation, cellular component: ribosome; cytosolic large ribosomal subunit. The record is from RefSeq and is a predicted model, not a curated record. Gene Ontology annotation, biological process: cytoplasmic translation. NCBI's taxonomy places the organism in Eukaryota, Viridiplantae, Streptophyta, Magnoliopsida, Brassicales, Cleomaceae.
UUUUCAUUUCUCUCUCCAUCUCAUUACUCAGCUUCUCUCGCCGUCGUCGAUACCAUGGGUCGUGUCAUCAGAGCUCAGCGUAAGGGUGCGGGUUCCGUCUUCAAGUCUCACACCCACCACCGCAAAGGCCCGGCGAAGUUCCGUAGCCUCGACUUCGGGGAGCGCAAUGGCUACCUGAAGGGAGUCGUCACCGAGAUCAUCCACGACCCGGGCCGUGGCGCGCCUCUCGCUCGUGUCGUUUUCCGACACCCGUUCCGUUAUAAGAAGCAGAAGGAGCUCUUCGUCGCGGCCGAGGGCAUGUACACUGGUCAGUUCGUGUACUGUGGUAAGAGGGCAUCACUCAUUGUCGGAAACGUCCUCCCUCUCAGAUCUAUCCCCGAGGGAGCUGUCGUCUGCAAUGUGGAGCACCAUGUCGGUGAUCGUGGUGUUUUCGCUAGGGCUUCUGGUGAUUACGCCAUCGUUAUUGCUCACAACCCAGAUAACGACACCACUAGAAUCAAGCUUCCAUCCGGUUCCAAGAAGAUUGUGCCGAGUGGCUGCAGAGAAAAGCCACUCCUUAAGGCCGGGAACGCAUACCACAAGUUCCGCGUGAAGAGGAACUGCUGGCCGAAGGUUCGUGGUGUGGCAAUGAACCCAGUCGAGCAUCCCCAUGGAGGAGGUAACCAUCAACACAUUGGUCAUGCCAGUACCGUCAGACGUGACGCUCCUCCUGGACAGAAGGUCGGUCUUAUCGCCGCCAGGAGAACUGGUCGUCUCAGAGGUCAAGCCGCCGCCACUGCUGCCAAGGCCGACAAAUAGAUAUACAUGUUCACGUUUUUUUUCGUUCGGUCUUUGUUCUGUGAUCCUGAGAUUACUGUUGAAACACGUUAUGCAUUUAAGAUUCAAUGCCAAUGGUUUUUUUUUUACAAUA